Paramecium octaurelia is the source of this 348-nucleotide messenger RNA. The record is from the annotation of a GenBank genome assembly. Lineage: Eukaryota; Ciliophora; Oligohymenophorea; Peniculida; Parameciidae.
AUGUUUCAUUCCAUUCUGAUCUCAAGAUGCCUAUUCCCAUAUAUUAAUAGUUUGAACCUAAAAGUAUUCUCAAAAUGUUGUUUUCCUUGAGGAAUAGAUAUAAAUCCGAUUUAUUAAGUCAAUCAAAUCAAACAUUCCUUUGAAUAACCAUUUCAUAAUCUUAUAGUGACAGAAAUGAAAUAGAUGAUCACACUCAAAAGAUAAGUGAAUCAAUAUCAUUAUUCAAGUUAUUAAGAAAAAAACCAUCAAUUAUUCGAUCAAAUUUCUAAGCAUCCAACUUACACUAAUUAGAUAGAGCUAUGUAGGUAUCAAACAAUACUAAUUAGAGGAGAGCCAACUUUGAUUUGA